AAAAAAAAGGAAGAGAAAUGGAAGGAGAAGUUGCAUCUUCUCUUUAGACUUUACUUAUCAAACACACCCACCUCUCCGGUCUCCACCACUCCUCUUCGGUCUUCCUCAGUCAAGCAAGCAUUCCUCUUUUUUAUUCUUUCUAUACACUUCCUUUCCCUGCCUUAUUCUUCAAGAACCUUUUUUUUUUCUUUAAUUAUUAAUUGGUUCUCUGUCUCUCGACUCUCGCUUGCUCUCUCAUCCAACCCACAACCCAGUUUGUUUAUUUCUUCUACUCGAGAAGUUAAGAUUGGCUUCUUCACAGAGUCAUUAUGCCUUUCGGAUUGGUCUCAGCGUGGAACAAGAGGCGGAGAAGCAAAUCCCAGGAUCAUGUUGACCCAUGGAUAUACAAAUCCGUCGAGCACUGGCAACUUGAAGAUCAUAAUCCAUCCCCGAGAAGAUUUCAUGGGUCAUCAGUGUUCACACUCAAGGAAAUGGAGGAAGCAUCGCAUUCGUUCAGUGACGAGAAUCUGCUUGGGAAAGGAGGAUUCGGUCGGGUCUACAGAGGAAUUCUGAGGUCAGGAGAGGUAGUGGCAAUCAAGAAAAUGGAGCUGCCACCGUUUAAAGAGGCUGAAGGUGAACGGGAGUUCCGUGUGGAAGUUGACAUCUUGAGCAGAUUGGACCACCCAAACCUAGUUUCUCUGAUUGGUUAUUGUGCUGAUGGGAAGCAUCGGUUUCUUGUUUAUGAAUUCAUGCACAAAGGAAACCUCCAAGAUCAAUUAAAUGGACUCAGUGAGGAGAAGAUGGACUGGCCUUUAAGGCUCAAAGUAGCACUGGGAGCAGCACGAGGGCUUGCUUAUCUUCAUUCCGGCUCUGCAGUUGGGAUUCCUAUUGUGCACAGAGAUUUCAAAUCAACCAACAUACUUCUAACUGCAAAUUUUGAAGCAAAGAUCUCUGAUUUUGGCCUCGCCAAGAUGAUGCCCGAGGGCCAGGAAACAUAUGUGACCACAAGGGUGCUCGGUACUUUUGGCUAUUUUGAUCCUGAAUAUACAUCGACAGGGAAGCUCACUUUACAAAGUGAUGUCUAUGCAUUUGGAGUAGUUCUCCUUGAGCUUUUGACUGGGCGCAGAGCAGUGGACUUGAACCAGGGGYCCACUGAUCAAAACCUUGUACUACAGGUCAAGCAUAUAUUGAACGAUCGGAAAAAAUUGCGCAAGGUGAUAGACCCAGAUAUGGUUCGGAGUUCGUACACCAUUGAAUCGAUAACCAUGUUUGCCAACCUCGCUUCUCGCUGUGUUCGGACUGAGAGCAGUGAGAGACCCUCGAUGGCAGAAUGUGUAAAAGAACUCCAGCUGAUUCUCUACACAAAUACGAAAGGCUUGGGAACAGGGAUGCAUACGCUCAGAAUGGUCUGAAAAAGUUAUUAGACAGUAUUAAAAAGGAACUGUUUGAAUCAAAAGAAUGUGCAAUUUUACUUGCUUUCACCUAAGUGAUCAGAGAAAAUAGAAUUGUAUGGGAUAAACUUCAAGCUUGAAGUUUGCCAAAUGAAUUUGAUAAUAAAAAAAGAAAAAAAAAAAGAAAUUGUUCCAUCAACUACUCAAGCUUGGCAAGUAGGAACCUACUUCCUAGAAAAGAUAAAUAGAUAUAUAAUGAAGAAAUAAAGCAAAUAUUUUUGAAACCAUGCAAUACCAUUUGAAUUUCUGCAGAUUAAUAUGGCUUUUGGG
Molecule: messenger RNA, 1700 nt
Organism: Nelumbo nucifera (sacred lotus)
Lineage: Eukaryota; Viridiplantae; Streptophyta; Magnoliopsida; Proteales; Nelumbonaceae
Product: putative serine/threonine-protein kinase PBL28
Biological process (GO): protein phosphorylation
Molecular function (GO): protein kinase activity; ATP binding
Source: RefSeq, a predicted model, not a curated record